AUGUCCGCCUCGGUGGGCCCUCGGGGCGGCCCGCGCCCACCCGUCGCCCCGGCCAUUCCAGAGCCGGACCUGAGCCAUCUGACGGAGGAGGAGAGGAAGAUCAUCAUGGCUGUGCUGGCUCGGCAGCGGGAGGAGGAGGCGAAGGAGGAGGCCAUGUUAAAAGAAGAGAAGCCUAUCCAAGCGAGAACGGUGAACCUGGUUGGGCAGAAGAAGCCUCCGCAGCAAAACGAUGUCAGGGGCAUCCAGCAGCAGCUGUCCAGCUACAGGGAGACGGUGGUGCGGCAGGCCACGGCGGCGGCGGGCUCGGCCGUCCACCGGGACGACGCGCCGACCUGCGGCAUCUGCCACAAGACCAAGUUCGCCGACGGCUGCGGGAACCUGUGCUCCUACUGCCAGACCAAGUUCUGCGCCCGCUGUGGGGGGCGAGUGUCCCUGCGCUCCAACACGGAGGACAAAGUGGUGAUCUGGGUGUGUAACAACUGCCGGAAGCAGCAGGAGAUCCUGACCAAACCGGGCGAGUGGUUCUCCGGUCCGGCGGGGAAAACCGCUGGCCUCGGCUCGGCCGUCAGCGAACCGUCUGUGUGCCAAACGCCCGGCGACAAGAAGCUCCGGUCUCACUCUCAGGCGCCGCUGGGCUCCACCACAGCACCUCAUGACCCCAACCGGCCCGGGGCGCCCGGCACGGCACCCGGCACGGACGCCCGGUCACGCAGCGAACCACCACGAGACACGAGGAAUGGGCGGGGAGGCGGGGCGGCGGGGCGGGGCGAGCGCCGGCCGGGACAGAGGCUGCAGACCCAGGUCUCCAUGGACCGGGAUCUGCGGGGCGAGUCCAGGGAGCGCAGGGAGAGCCGGCGGCUGACCAAGGGACGCUCUCUGGAGCACGACCCCGUGGGCGGAGGAGGGGGGAGGCGGACAGAAGAGGGGGGCUACCAUCACAUGGACCCCAGCGGCGGCCCCCCUCGCCAAGCAGGGCCGGUCCCUCCCGGGGGCCGGGGCCACCCUGUGCACCCGCAGGGCCGAGGCGAGGGCGAGCCUGGGGUCGGCGUCUUACCCCCGGGCGCGAGGCCCGGGCAGAGGACGGUGGGUGGGGUGGGCGGGCCGCAUGAACACGCCCCUUCACAACAAGCCCCUCCCCCUGAACUCAGAGAGCCCCCGCCGGGCUCGGCCCCCAACCAGGGAGCCCCGAUGAGAAGGACCAAACGGGAGAAGGCAGAGAGCAUGCUGCGCAACGAUUCGCUGAGCUCCGACCAAUCAGAGUCGCUGCGCCCGCCCCCGCCGAGGCCCUACAAGUCGAAGCGGCUCGGCGCCGGAGGGAAGAGGCAGACCAGCGUCAGCAGCUCGGAGGAGGAGGGAGGGACGACGCCCGAGUACAGCAGCUGCGAGGACGCCGAGAUCGAGAGCGUCAGCGAGAGAGGCGACUGGGAGUGCUACCCACAUGACCCCACUGUAUGGCACCAUCCUGUCACCUGGCAACCAUCAAAGGAGGGAGACCAUCUGAUUGGACGAAUCACCCUCAGCAAGAGGAGCGCUGCCAUGCCCAAAGAGGCCGGGGCACUGCUGGGGUUAAAGGUGGUGGGCGGCAGGGUGACGGAGUCGGGGAGGUUGGGUGCCUUCAUCACCAAAGUGAAGAAGGGCAGCCUGGCUGACGUGGUGGGGCAUCUCAGGGCAGGUGAUGAGGUUCUGCAGUGGAACGGGAAGCUGUUGCCGGGGGCGACGAUGAAGGAGGUUUACAACAUCAUCCUGGAGUCUCAGUCUGAGCCUCAGGUCGAGCUGGUGGUUUCCAGGCCUAUUGGGGUGUAUAGAAAAUAUCAUGAUAUCCCAAGAAUCCCCGACACGUCCCACCCUCCAUUAGAAUCUACAGGUUCCAGUUCCUUUGAGUCCCCGAAGAUGGAGCGACCCUCCAUAUCCGUCCUGUCUCCCUCCAGUCCCGGGAUGCUGCGGGACGCUCCGCAGCUCAUGCCCGGGCAGCUCUCGGUGAAGCUGUGGUAUGACAAAGUGGGUCACCAGCUAAUAGUCAACGUGCUUCAAGCUGUAGAGCUUCCUCUUCGGCCUGACGGGCGGCCCAGAAACCCCUACGUCAAAAUGUAUUUUCUCCCUGAUCGCAGUGACAAGAGCAAACGGAGGACAAAGACUGUGAAGAAGACCGGCGAGCCCAAGUGGAACCAAACGUUCGUCUACACUCACGUCCAUCGCAGGGAUUUUCGAAACCACAUGCUGGAGCUGACGGUGUGGGACCAGCCCAGGAUGCCCGAGGAGGACAGCACCUUCAUGGGAGAGAUCCUGAUCGAGCUGGAGACGGCCUUGCUGGACGACCAGCCUCACUGGUAUCCUCUCCAAACCCACGACGUCUCAUCCAUCCCGCUGCCCCGCCCGUCCCCGUACCUGCCCCGACGACACACACACACAGACACACCCGGCAAGAAGCUGCAGCGUUCUCAGCGUGUCACAGAGCCUGAGUUUGAUGAGGGCACGGCGGUAGUGUCUAAAGCAGUGGACGGGCGAGGCCGGGAGAGGCAGCGGGAGCCCUCGUCCACGCUGGAGGUCCCGGAGCAGCAGAGGAUGCCCGCCCGUCACAUCCGCUCGCGCUCGGUCUCGCCGCACCGCGAGGACCAGGGGCGCACGCGGUCACGGCCGGCCAACGUCCCCGCCCAGAGGAGUUUGGACGAUGAGAUUCCUCACAAUCGUCGUUCUCGCUCUCCGACUCGUUACUAUGACGCUGCCAGAGGUUUCCACCAGGAGGAGGAGUACCUGGAUGACAGUGAGGUCAUCAUGAUCCACCAAUCAAUGCGGGGCAAAAGUGCUGAGUGCCUCCACACCAGAUCUGCUAGGCACAGUAACACACUCCCACCUAAGAUGCCACUGUUAUUCAACGGUAUCCUCAAGCACAUUGAUCUUCAGCCUUCUCUGGACAGGGUUAGGAGCGCUAGCACCAACUGUCUGACUCCAGACAAUCAUGUCCCCUCACAAGAGCCUCAAAGAAAAUCUUUGUUCCACUCUCUGCCCCGGAGACGCCCCGCCAGCCCCAGGAUACUUAUCCAACAUGCCUCCCCUGAAGACGACAGAAUAUGGAUGCUACUUCCUAUUCAAGAGAGUUUAACUCACCUCAGUACAAAGAAAAGGCAGCCUCGGACCCUCGAAACGCCUGAAUGUCAGACUCUUGGCAGGAAGUUCUCUGACAGUGGCAGGGGCCACCUCCAAGGUGGUGCGUCUCUCUCCUCCUCAGUAACGUCCUCCUCAGCCCGCAGAGUCAGGCAGCUCCCACAGGUCCCCGCCAAGAGCAGCACCGUCGAACAAGCCCUGGCAGCGGAGGAGCGUGUUCGUCAGCUCCAGAUGAGGGUUCACUCCAACAGGGCGCCGCCUGCCACCACCGCCAGCCAACAGGAGCUAGAAAGAUCCCUCAAGAACAAACGGGAGCUGUAUAAGGACCAGAGGAGGAGCUGUGAGAAUGUUUCCCAUAAGUCCUCAGACAGUGAUGUCAGCGACGUGUCAGCCAUCUCUCGAACCAGCAGUGCCUCUCGCAUCAGUAGCACCAGCUACAUGUCCAUCCAAUCAGAGAGACCCCGGGGACGCUUCAGCCGGGCCAUGCGUGCCACCGGCCGCCACAUGAUGAAGAGCACCAGCGUGAGCGGCGAAAUCUACGGCAUGGAGCACGCCGACGGCAGCCAAUCAGACACGGCGCUCGGCAGCCUGGGAGGCGGGAUCAAGAAGCGACGCUCCAGCCUCAGCCAACGGGUGGUCGCCAUCCUGCCGUCCCGACGCAGCCGGAGCACGUCCCAACUCAGCCAAACAGAGGCGGCGGGUAAGGCGGCGGAAAGACAGAAAGAGACAACGACGGGCAAGAAGGCGGCGAAGGGCGGCAGCAGCAGCAUCCAGAGGAGCGUGGAGACGGGCAUGGCGGUGGAGUACCCGCGCGGAGGAUCGGCCAUGAACCGGCAAGCCAGCAGAGAGUCGACGGACGGCAGCAUGAACAGCUACAGCUCUGAGGGGAAUCUGAUCUUCUCAGGGAUGCGGCUGGGUGCUGACAGCCAGUUCAGCGACUUCCUGGAUGGUUUAGGCCCCGCCCAGCUGGUGGGCCGACAAACACUGGCCACACCUGCCAUGGGUGACGUUCAGAUCGGUAUGAUGGAUAAGAAAGGCCAGCUGGAGGUGGAGGUGAUCAGGGCACGAGGCCUUACCCCCAAACCAGGCUCCAAAUCCCUCCCAGCUCCCUAUGUCAAGGUGUACCUGCUGGAUAACGGAGCUUGUAAAGCCAAAAAGAAAACCAAGAUUGCACGAAAGACCCUGGAGCCGCUCUACCAGCAGCACCUGCUCUUCGAGGAGAGUCCCCAGGGCAAGGUGCUCCAGGUAAUAGUGUGGGGCGACUACGGACGGUUGGACCACAAAUGCUUCAUGGGCGUAGCACAGAUCCUGUUGGAGGAGCUGGACCUCUCGAGCACGGUGAUUGGCUGGUACAAACUGUUUCCCCCGUCCUCGUUGGUGGACCCUACGUUAGCUCCGCUCACGCGGCUGGCGUCCCAGACGUCAUUGGACAGCUCAGGACCGCCACCGGGCGUUCGAUCCUAGUGACCGGAUGGCGACCGCACCCCCACCCCCCAGUACCCAGUACAAUACAAACUAAUGGACCACAGCUAUUGGACCACAACUGAGCAGAGUGCAUGAACACGCCCAGGGACGAGGCCGAGGCGCUCUCGGUCAACCAAUGACAAGCCAGACGGAGAGACAGGGAACCAGAGAAAGAGAGAGAGAGAGAGAGAGACAUAGACAGAACUAGCCAAUCAGAGCUUAGCUGGAGUCUGACAAUCACUUCUCAUACCUUCCCUCUUUCUCCUCCUGUUGCUUUCUUGUUUUCAAAACUUUACUUUUCCCUUCUUUCUCCCUCUUUUGGAGGUUUUUCUCCAAGUCCAACAUUAUUCAGCCCGUCUGCCUUGUAUUUUCUUUCUUUUUUCUUUCCUUCUUUUGUUUGUUUGUUUCUUUCUUUCUUUCUUCUCGUGCAGCCCCCACCCUACCAAGUGACAAACUGGAGUCCUCCGUCCCGGAGCCUCCAGCCAAUCAGAGUAGAGCUUGCUGCGAGGCCACAGGGACGAGCAGCGUUAGCGAUGUGGGGGAGAUGGCAGGUAGCAAACGGUGACGCAGCUCCGAGCGGCUGGGCCGUCACACCGUGGUUUGGCUUUGACGUCUCUACCGCUGUUACCAUGGCAACGGUGCCGCCGUGGAUACGCCCUGUGGGGCAACGGUUGGCAUGGUUUUUUGCAAACCUCUUAGGGAAGGGAGCCUGCACACGCACGUGCACAUUCUUAGCCUUGUCGAGAGAUGUGAAAGCAAGCACAAGGAAAGCUUGACUCCUUUAUUCAGACAGAGGCAAAAACAAAACCUCGUUUUGCUCUUUGUCUUAGAAAAAGAGGAAAGAAAAUAGAGGCCAAAUUGACGAUUUGCGUUUUUUUUUUCAUUUUGAGGUUGGUUCUAUUUUUUUUUUGAUCUAUUUUGCCUAGAAUUCAGAAUGGUACCAUAAGGUGCAGACUCCCUCUGUGUGUGUGUGUACGUUUGGUUUUCGAGCGACGGUGUGCCAAAAGACCAACGACAGUGGUCGGGUCACAUUCGCCCGAACAUCCCCCACCGCCCCCACCCUCCUGACCCCUGACCCCUCAAACUCCCCCUGCAGGAGGGAGCAGCAUGACUCGGGGACGCCCCCCGGCCCCAAGCUGCAUGCACGUUUUUAUUUUGGUUUGGUUUCGUUUUCUUCUAUUUUGUAAAACAAAGACGAGACAAAUUAAUGAAGAAUUCUCAGAAAAAAAAAUCAAAAAAAAAAAAAAUCAAAAACAAACAAGACUAGACUAUGUGUGUUAGUUCCACAUACUUUUAGGCCAGCUUGUAUGUUGCAUGUACUUGUACAGUUUGCUCGUACUGAAUAUGAAUACAAAACCGAGAAAAGCCAAGCCAUCCCCGCCCCUUAACAGGAGCGGACCAACGGGGGGGAUCAACUCCGCCCAGGCCACGCCUACAACUCUGGGUCUAAAUAUCCAUAUUAGGACGUCUCCGAAAAAAAAAAUCUCUUUCUUUCUCUUUUUGAUUUUAACCCUUUGAACAACAGUGCUGUUCUGUAGUACUGAGCAUACUCGAGCCCCUGGCGUAACAGAGGACGUAGGUGUCUAGCGGGGGCACGAGACAGAGAUAGAGAAUGUGUGUAUAACAGCUAAAUGUAUAUGAAGUAUAAUUAUGAGUUUGACAGAAAUUAUAAAGAUAUAGAUAUAUGAAUAUAAAAAGAGUGUAUCUGACUGUACACCCGUCACCGACGCGCACACAUGCACACCUUGUACAUACAAAUCGGGAUGAGCGGCUUGAACUUAAGUUACGAACAAACAAAAAGCAUCGCUGACACACAAACAUUCCUGGUCUAGUUAAAAGGGGAUCUGCGUCCCGUCGACGCGCACGAGCCGCUGAGCGGCGUGGAGCCACAAGGGGGCGCUAACAGGCCUUUCAGUUCUUCCUAGUUGCAGCCAAAAAGAAUUAAAAGAUAACAUGACGAACUAAGAGAACCGAUCAGAUCAAAGUUUUCUUUCCUCGACCCCUGAAAUCCCCUUUUUUACCCGGUUUCUUUACUGCGUAUGGUUUGGACUGGACUCCUAAAGCCAAUGAAAAUCUGGAUUUGCGGACAUAUUUUGCGGAUGUUUCUGUUGAAACCCUUGGCGGUGUGGCCGACUGCCCUUUCCUUUGUCAGUAUUACUCCAGGAAUACUGAUUGUUUACAGUCCAUGGCUCCCCACUCCCCAACACACGAAUCUAGACGAAAGACGAAGUAUUCACUGCAACAGUUCUUGUUUGUAUAACAGA
Messenger RNA from Myripristis murdjan (pinecone soldierfish), 6830 nucleotides. It is a transcript of the gene rims1a, whose product is annotated as regulating synaptic membrane exocytosis 1a. The transcript is spliced from 35 exons. Gene Ontology annotation, cellular component: presynaptic membrane; cytoskeleton of presynaptic active zone. The record is from RefSeq and is a predicted model, not a curated record. Gene Ontology annotation, biological process: regulation of synaptic vesicle exocytosis; regulation of membrane potential; intracellular protein transport. NCBI's taxonomy places the organism in Eukaryota, Metazoa, Chordata, Actinopteri, Holocentriformes, Holocentridae. Gene Ontology annotation, molecular function: small GTPase binding; transmembrane transporter binding. The coding region runs from base 1 to 4566 and encodes 1521 amino acids.